GUUCAUUUCGGUGCCACGGAGAUCACGUUGACCAAUUCAGCGUCAAAAAUAUCACAUCUCGGAAAAGGUCGCUGUGUGUCUUGAACGGGAUGGGGUUCACUCAAUGACAAACCACUGCAUUGGCGCGUCCUCCUGACGGUCUGAUGGAAGCUUCAGAGCCUCCACUAUUGUCGGAUGAGGGGUAAAGAGAGCAAAUAUUACACCCGAUUCAUUUUGCUGAACCGCUCAAACGCCGCAGUUUGGAGUCCAUUUCUUGUGGCAUUGUCGUCUCUCUGCUCGGACUGUAUUCUCUGGGCUCUGUGGCAGCACUGACAGCCUCAUUAGUGACUGUUUGCGAAAUUCUCGACGGCGACAACAACCUCUCCACGGCGAAAAGGUGGAGCCUCGAUAUCUGCGUCCGUCCCUCCGCUCGCUUCCACUCUCACCAUGUCCGACGCUGCAACUAGAGCAGCAGAGACUCUCCGCUCGAAACAGAAGCCCCUGAAAGACAAAUACCGAUCCGACCCUUCCUCCGCUCUGGUUACUUUAUCCUCCAGCGGCACUCUUGACCCUACCUCAACGAGCCUAACAUGUUCGCUCUCGACGAGCACAGCGGCGCGGAAAGUGGCUGGUCUACAUCGAGCCGCAGGUGGAGAAGGGUUUGAUGCAUCGGGUGAAUUGUGCUCGGGAGACAUGCUGCUCGAAUCGUUGGUGGCGUGCUUUGGUGUCACCGUUCGCGCAGUGGCCACGAGUCUGGGGAUUCCGAUCAACAAUGGAACAAUCACAGUAGAAGGGGAUCUCGACUUUCGCGGUACAAUGGGCAUCAAAGAUCCCGAGGGAAAUCCUGCACCAGUCGGAUUCACAAAGAUUAGACUGAUUGUGCGGCUCGAUGUCGACGAGGAGCACAAGUCAAAGGUGAACAAACUGAUCGAGCUGAGUGAGAGGUAUUGUGUGGUUCUACAAACGUUAAAGGGAGGUGUCAAUGUCGACACCCAACUGGGGCACGUCGGCAACGUGGUCCCUGAUGCACGAAAGGACGAGGACGAGACUGUCAAUCAAGGCAAGGGGGAAGGCAUGUCCGACAUUCCGCCCAAUGAAGCUGUACUCAAGGUGAACUGAGCAUCUUGCCAGUCGCUAUCAAGUGAAUUGGAGCCAUCCGCACCCUCAGAGCCUGCAACAAGCUCAAACAGGAGCUUCAAUGGUGCAUCGGGCAUUCUUCCUCGGACAGUGGGCGGCGCAGGAUUCGAUGCUGUAUACGAGUACGACGCUACUCAUGAUGCCGGCAGGUGUCUCGCGGACUUGCUGAUAUCCUCGUAGACUUUGUCAUUGUUGCUUAGCUGCUUCAAGCUGGUGGUCCGUUCCCCUUUAGUUUGAGCUUGGUGUGGCUGUGUGGCUGUGCGUGUGGCCGUUGACCUCCACAUUACCCAAUGGCUGUGCGAAUCUCUAUCACCUUCUGUGGCUGUGUCGCCGUCUCCAGCCACGAUAUUAAUUCUAACCGAAC
Cladophialophora immunda is the source of this 1480-nucleotide messenger RNA. RefSeq lists its product as uncharacterized. NCBI's taxonomy places the organism in Eukaryota, Fungi, Ascomycota, Eurotiomycetes, Chaetothyriales, Herpotrichiellaceae. The transcript has a single exon. The coding region runs from base 427 to 1098 and encodes 223 amino acids. The record is from RefSeq and is a predicted model, not a curated record.